GAAAGACAAAAGUAUGGAUUAUCUACACUAUCUAUUCACUUUACUGUUUCUAACUAAUUUUUCACCAUUAUCAAGUGAAAAUCCAAUCUUAACAGAAAUCACAAUAUCAGAACUGGGUAAUAAAGAAACGGAUUCAACCGUAACUCCAGUUAAUCGUCUAAUAGAAAAUUCCACUGAAUUUUAUAAUGUUGAAGAUUUUGGUUCAACUGAAAGAGGAGAACAGAAUCCCAAUAUUACAGGAAACUUGUCUUCAUUUGGUACUGUAUUUGAAGAAGCUAUUUCUAUUUCUCAAGAAGGAUUGAAUUUCAUUACGUCUGGGAAACUUGUUUCAACCACUCCUGAAUCUGAAUUUGCGUCUGUACUUCAUGAAGAUUGGAAUUCUACAAUGUCGUCUAACAAUCCGAUUUUAACUAAUUCUAUGCAUGAAAUAAAUGUUACCAGAAAUGAUGCAUCAACAUUUCAACUUGAAGAUCAAAAUACACAAGAACCUGAAACAGAAAAUAACGAUAUAGUGGAUUUGUUAGAUAGUUUACUAAAUAAACUUAAAAUACCUUCGGAUAAUUGGUUAAAUUAUCGUUACAUAAUGGCAAUGCAAAGUCCUGACGGAAGUAUUUAUAUACCAAAAAAUCAUACACAAAGUACUAGAAAACAUUUGAUUACUCUAUUAGGAUUUGCUGAAGAAAUUGUAUCUAAUAAAAAUGGUAUUACAUAUAUCAACAACAAGAACAACAACAACAACAACAACAAUGAAGAGAAGUUACCAAUCACCACACAAUCGAUAAAUGAUGAUACUUUGAUUCUUCUUGAAAAUAAUAUAUCAAUCAUUGAAGAUAAUCAAUCUAAUAUUGAUUAUGAAAAGAAUAUAACUGAUAAUGAUCAAGAAUUCUCAAAAAUUGACGAUGAAACAAGAACAUUUACUGAAGUAUCCGAUCUUUUUUCUUCUUCAAAUGUUACUGAAAGAGAAGAAGGAAGAUUAAUGGAUUAUGAAUUACAUAACUUCAAUGAGUCAAAGGAUCUACAUGAAAUUUUGGAACAUAUAACCUCUGAUGAUGUGGAUCAUAGAAUAACUGAACAAAAUAAUCAGUCUUCUACAUUGGUUACUGACGAAAGAUUGUUGAAUAUAACUAAUGAAUUACAAUUAAACAGUAAACAAGAGAAUAUCACAACGGAUUCAAUGGAUAAUGUUAGACAAUAACGUACAGAACUAAAAAAUAAUCAAUCAAUGAAAGUUUAGAAGAUCGGAUUUACGAACAAUCAAUUAACUAAUUUGGUAAUACUGAUUUAUCAUACAAUAAUAUACUACUUAUAUUACUAUUAUCCGAUACUACUAUUGGUUAUCUCUUUAAAACUUCAAUUUAUUAGUGAAAUAAAUAAUGAUUCUUAAAUCAAUGUAAAAAUGAUCUAUUAAAUGUUAGUUUAUCUGUAA
Messenger RNA from Schistosoma curassoni, 1426 nucleotides. The record is from the annotation of a GenBank genome assembly. NCBI's taxonomy places the organism in Eukaryota, Metazoa, Platyhelminthes, Trematoda, Strigeidida, Schistosomatidae.